This is a messenger RNA of Vitis riparia (riverbank grape), 588 nucleotides long. RefSeq names its product corytuberine synthase-like. The record is from RefSeq and is a predicted model, not a curated record. Gene Ontology annotation, molecular function: heme binding; monooxygenase activity; iron ion binding. The transcript is spliced from 2 exons. NCBI's taxonomy places the organism in Eukaryota, Viridiplantae, Streptophyta, Magnoliopsida, Vitales, Vitaceae. Bases 1 to 588 code for a protein of 195 amino acids.
AUGGCUCAAACCGCUUUAACCGAAGGAGCCAGUCUCCUUCCUUCGAUCCUUCCUCUCCUGCCUCUCAUCUUUCUCAUCCUCAAGCAUCUCAAAGCAAAGUCUCCAUCACUUCCAUCGGGUCCAUUUCCAUGGCCACUCAUAGGCAACAUUGACCAGAUAAGGAAACAACGCCAUAUUGCUAUGGCCGACUUUGCACGAUCGAUAAAUGGUUUGAACGGGUUCACAGUAGGGUGGUCUCCCGAGUGUGAUGACAGAUGGAAGUAUUUGCGCACAAUGUGUCGAACUCAACUUUUCUCAGGCAAAGCAAUAGAGUCACAAGCAUGCUUGCGAGAGAAAAAGCUGAUGAAGGUGGUUAUGUUUUUGAGUACAAUGGAGGGUAAGGUGGUGAAACUUAAAGAUGUAGGCUUUGUUGCUGCAUUGAAUAUAAUAAGUAAUGCUUUAUUGUCAAAAGAUCUUGUUACUUUCGAGGAUGAGAAAGCGUUAGCAAUGAUGGGAGAAAUUUUCAAAACAAACUUGGAGGUAACGUCUACUCCAAAUUUAUCUGACUACUAUCCAAUUCUUAGAGGGUUGGAUCUUCAAAGACCGUAG